AUGAAACAUCGACAAAAAGGAAAACAAAAGAGUAUAGAUUCAGCAGACUCAAAUUAUGUUCCAGAAACACCACCCUCGAGUAGUAAUCCAUAUUCAAGGGAGCGUAAUAUUUCACGUGGAGAUAGUAGUGAUAUUUCAUAUAUAGGUGAAGAAGAAUCUCAUCGAUUCCACACUCCAGCUCGUCCUUCUGUUAGUUCUUCUCAUCAAAGUGUUUCAUAUCCUACAACACUAAGAGUUGAUGAACGCCUUCAAAAAGUAAUUUUGAAAUAUGAAAUUCCAAAAAAAUUUGCCGAUCGUCUUCAUGUACUUGCAAAAUAUGAACUUAUUAUCGUAUGUGAUGAUUCAGGUUCAAUGAAAACAUCUGUGGACAAUUCACCACGAACUCGAUGGGAUGAGCUUCGAGAAUUUGUUAGGAUUAUUUUAGAAAUCGGAAUAAUAUUUGAUGAAUCGGGUGUUGAUAUUUAUUUUCUCAAUCGUAAACCGAUUCUUAAUGUAAAAAAUCCUGAAACAAUUGAUCAUGCAUUCGCUAAAUCACCAGAUGGUUAUACACCAUUAGUACGUACUCUGAAAAACAUAUUUCAAUUACCAGCAACACGUCGAGGUUAUGAUAAGAAAGCAUUAGUAUUUGUUGCAACUGACGGAGCAUCAACUGAUGAUGAAGGAAAUGUGAACGUUGAUGAACUUAAACAUCUGAUGAAUGUAGAACGGCAAGUGGACACGACUUUUGUCAAGUUUUUAAUUUGCACUGAUGAUCGUAAUUGUGUAGAUUAUCUAUAUGACUGGGAUAAAACAAUGAAGAAUGUUGAUGUGACGGAUGAUUUUCAUACAGAAAGAAAGAGAGUUCAUCAAUGGCAAGGCACAAAUUUUCAAUUUUCUAAAGGUGAAUACAUCGUUAAAGCAUUGAUUGGUGCAGUUGAUCAAAAAAUGGAUGAUCUCGAUGAAAAAUUUAUAGAAAGGUUUUAA
Adineta steineri is the source of this 963-nucleotide messenger RNA. The record is from the annotation of a GenBank genome assembly. Lineage: Eukaryota; Metazoa; Rotifera; Eurotatoria; Adinetida; Adinetidae.